AUUUUUUCAAAAGAUGCAACUGUUUUGAUUUCGGUCAGUAAUAUGAAAGUGAUGACGGCUAGUAAAGUGAUUGCGGCUGUUCAAGGUGCACUGGGAGAAGAUUCUAUUUUGUCCUGUGUCCCUAAAAAUGGUGAUGUGUAUGAAGUAUCAUUGAUUGACAUUGAGUCUGCAAGAGCCAUAGUCGAUAAAGAAUUGAAGAUUGAUAAUCAGCCAAUUUUUGUUCGUCACCUGUCCUCAAAGGUAAAAGUUGUUUCCUUCAUGCACCUGUCAGGACUAAUCACUGAUGAACAAAUUGAAUCAAAGUUAAAGCUAUGGCGAGUUGAGCUUCUUGGUCCUAUCAAACGUCGUCGCUAUGAAAAUACCGAUGUCUUUGAUGGCACAAGGUUUAUGAGGGUUAGAUUUCCACCAGAUGUUUCCUCUCUACCGUAUUCUGUUGGCUUCCAAAUUGAAUCUGGAGUAGAAUAUUACAGCGUUCGUCAUGAUCACCAAGAAAAGGUAUGCUUUAGCUGCCUGUCCCCCGGUCAUCUCAAUUCAGCUUGUCCUGAUAGAAUUUGCCGUAGUUGUAACAAAAGAGGUCAUAUUCAACGAAAUUGUCCUGAUACCAUCAAGGAGGAUUGU
Molecule: messenger RNA, 618 nt
Organism: Lottia gigantea (owl limpet)
Lineage: Eukaryota; Metazoa; Mollusca; Gastropoda; Lottiidae
Exons: 1
Molecular function (GO): zinc ion binding; nucleic acid binding
Source: RefSeq, a predicted model, not a curated record